Molecule: messenger RNA, 2110 nt
Organism: Ipomoea nil (Japanese morning glory)
Lineage: Eukaryota; Viridiplantae; Streptophyta; Magnoliopsida; Solanales; Convolvulaceae
Exons: 2
Coding region: 173-1561 (462 amino acids)
Source: RefSeq, a predicted model, not a curated record
GGUUGAAGACGCUUAUAAACCGACUGAACCAGCUCCAAAUUUGUAUGGAACCGAACAAAAAGCCGGUGCUUUGCCCCGUUUAAAACGAACGUGAAUGACAGACCGCUAGUCCAUUAGUGAUUUGCAUAGCAAUUAAAACCCUAGCUAGCAUUAUUAGGUACCAUACUCGAGAAUGGAAGAUAGCUUCAGAGUUCGGGUGGAUAAAGCAUUCGGGUCUCUACUGGCGUCGCCACCGUCGUCUUCCGAUAGUAGAGGGAAGGAGACUUCGUCGCUGCCGCUAAGCUCCCUAUGGUGUCUGACGGACGAGGAGAUCCAGAGAAAGGAAUGGAACAGGGACCCUGGCGACCACGACUUCUAUGAUUCCAUGCCCUACCCGCCCAAUCUCGACGGCUUCGUCUUCGCUAAUAAUAAUAAUCAUACCGAUGAUGUUGCGAAUACGGCACAAACAGUUGUUCCGUCGUCUUCUCAGCCUGGGCCCUCAUCCCCGGAUCUCAAUCAGCAGUUUGAAACUGACAUCGUAGACAUUGACUACCUUUCUGAAGAUUAUGGUGACGAUGAAGAUGAAGAACCAAAUAGUAAAAGCAAGAGGCAGCGUGGAAGCCCCAAUGACGAUGACGAUGAUGAAUCGAAUAUUCGAUCUUCUAUUGGCCAGGAUUGUACCCUUGACUACGAGGAAGAGGAAAAUGAAUAUGAUAAGGUAGCUGUGGGCAGGGAAAAGGUGAGUGAUCAUUGUUUAUACAUGAGGGAUGCUACUGAAUAUGGAAUUGGUGUCAAUACCUACAAUGAACUUCCUGAUACACUUCAAGAUUUUGUAAGGGAUCCUCGUGCUGAUCAUGCCGCUGCCAAACUUAGGCUCAAGGAAGAUGCAGAGGCGGCUGGGAAUUUUGAUUUGCUUAGGCUUUCUGAUGCUCCUGAGGUUUCGAGUUUCGUAUUGGAAGAUGGAAGCAGCAGAAAGUCUAUAAUCAAGAAGAGAGAUGGUCAGAAAGAUGUAAAAUCACAAAAACGGGUGCGGUUCAACAAUAACAGUACAGAUGGAAACUUGAUAGCCACUAAGGAAAAUUGUCCUAUCAAAGAGGAAAAGGCUUCUGGUUCUGGAGAGGGUUUAAACAUGAUCCAGGAUACAUUUGUUCCAGAUUAUAUAAGGAACCCUUCAAAUUAUACUCAUUACACUUUUGACACAGCCGCUGAUAUGGAUGAUAAUUCAAACCGAAAGGCUUAUUUGGACUUCCUUAGUCUUGUAAGAAAGCCAGGCAUCACCACCACAACAGUGCAGCAUCAAGGCAAUUUGGUGAAUAAUCCUCCAAAAUCGGUUAUCUUCAAUCUAAAGAAGGCGAGUCUUGAUGUCCAUACAGACAAAGUAGGAAACAAAUACCCUAAUGUGCAUGUGGAGAAAUAUUCACGAGUUGGAAUAGCCCUCAGUGAUGAUGCCCCAGAAGACGAAGUCGUCUCUGCCAUGGAAGAAGAUGACCACGGAAUAGCAGUUGAUACAAUGAACACAACAUUGAAAUCCAGCCGACAGUAUCGAGUACGGACAAAAAGGGAUUUUGACGAUCAAGAGUAAAGACGCCUGUAUGAAAUUCAACAAAAGAAUUGGAAAUAAAUGCUGUUCAAGAUUUGACAAUAGAAAGAGUGGCUUCGGGAAUGUUGGUGCUUUGAACUGAAAUUGUCAGAAUUGAUUCUUAAGAGAAUAGCACAUACAGGUUUGUACAACACAAUAAUGUCACUCACACUAGAAAUGUAGAAUUGACAGUUCAACUUUCAUUUUGUAAUCUCCAUUUUUGUUAUAGCAGAAGAAGUUGCUCCCAAGUCCCAACUCAAACUCUUUUUACCUGUGCCAUUGAACUAGUGCUUUCAUAUUGCACUUUCAUAUUUGGUACAUUUUGUACCAUUGUUGGCAGUACUUUAUAGUAUUGGUAAGGGACGUUUGGUUAUGUAAUCCUAGAUUACCUAGGUAUUGAGUUUGUCAGUAUGAUAAUGAUAAUGUUAUAUUAUCCCAAUUGUUGGCAGUUGUCUUUUCCUAUCGAGUUUAUAAUAGCUUCUAGUGCUCUGAAGGGAGUGGUUGAGCGGACGUAAUAUAAUUAUCCUAUCUAAAAGUUAUAAGUUGAAUUCU